Molecule: messenger RNA, 524 nt
Organism: Agrilus planipennis (emerald ash borer)
Lineage: Eukaryota; Metazoa; Arthropoda; Insecta; Coleoptera; Buprestidae
Exons: 2
Coding region: 135-509 (124 amino acids)
Source: RefSeq, a predicted model, not a curated record
ACACCAAUCGUCUGGCCAUCCGUUUGGCCGACAUUCCAUAGUGAGACGUGGUACGAGCGAGCUGUAUUGUAACGAUAGUGCGUUAUUCAUUAGUGUUUCGAAGUGUUUUAAAAGUGCUAAAGUAGUAUAUUAUAAUGGCUGAGGGUACCAGACGCGACAUACCCAUCAAAUUGGGAGAUUUCAGCGUAAUCGAUAGUGAAUUCAGCAAUAUUAGGGAGAGAUUCGAUGCUGAAAUGAGGAAAAUGGAAGAGGAAAUGAGCAAAUUCAGGUCUGAGCUCAUGAGCAGAGAGGCCAACAAUUUUUUCAAAAGCACCACCAGGUCUUACGAGUAUGAAAAGGUCUCGGGAGGAAAUUCAACAAAAUCCAGCAGGUUUGUAAUACAUGUUCUAUGCACAAUAGUAGUACGUACUGUACAUUUUCUAGCGGUACUUACUGUACAUUUCCUCGAAGCACUAUACCAUAAAAAAAUAUAUUGCAUGUGUCUAAUAACUAUAUGUAUAAGCACAUAAUCGUAAAACGAAAAA